Messenger RNA from Juglans microcarpa x Juglans regia, 3634 nucleotides. RefSeq names its product pentatricopeptide repeat-containing protein At1g12620-like. The record is from RefSeq and is a predicted model, not a curated record. Gene Ontology annotation, molecular function: protein binding. Lineage: Eukaryota; Viridiplantae; Streptophyta; Magnoliopsida; Fagales; Juglandaceae.
CCCCAAAAAAAGGAAAAAAAAAAAAAACCAUUCUUCCGGUGCAAAAAAGCCUCUCCGACCACGAUCCGCGGCACCCGCGGAUGUCUGCUAAUGUGCGUUGCGUGGUGCGCAACACUCUCAAGGUACAUUCUCCAUCUCGAACCCUUGCUGUUUUCAAUCUUACUCUUCUCCCCAAAACCCAAACCCCUAAACCCUCGCAAUCUGCCCCCUUUAACUCUUCAUAUUCGACUUAUAGUUAUCAAAGUUUUGAUUUUUUGGAACAAUUUUUUCCUCGUACCGCUUCGAAUUCGAGUGGUUUUGGUUCCAUUAAUUCAAAUGAGCGGCGAAGAAUAGCUGUAGGGUUAUCCAAGAUGAUCAAAGAGCAACAAGGCUUUGUAUUGAGGGGAUUUUCGCAAAAUUUUUGCCCUUGUUUCUUAGUUAAGAUAAUGAAACUGUUUGGAAACAGAGAAACCGCGUUUGCCUUCUUUAAAUGCGCGUUUCGGGAUUGUUCCGAGGGGAUUGUCCGGUUGUGUUGUGUUGCUGCGCAUAUUUUAGCAGCGGAGGACCUUCGGUUUCUCGCACAAGACAUGGUCUCGUGGAUAAUUAAGAGAAUUGGGGCUGGAAGGAGUGAGGAAUUGGUGCAAUUUAUGUGGAACGGUCACCAUGAAUAUGAGUCCGAUUACUCGGUUCUAGACACGUUGAUGAGGUGCUUUGUGAAUGUGGAAAUGGAUAAGGAGGCAUUGGGGGUUUUGGAUAGGAUGAGGAAGGGAGGAUUGACGCCGAGUUUAUCGGCCCUUUCAACUCUAUUCAUGUUGUUGCUUAGAGUUGGUGAUUAUGGUAGUGUGUGGAAGCUGUUUAGGGAUAUGGUUUGUAGGGGUCCUUGCCCUUCUACUUAUACUUUUAACGUUAUGAUUCUGGGCUUUUGCAGAAAAGGUAUGGUUAGAACUGGAGAGAGUUUGUUACAUGUGAUGGGGAAAUUUCGGUGUGAACCCGAUGAUUUUACGUAUAACAUUGUGAUCAAUGCAUACUGCAUAAGGGGAUGGACAUCAGAUGCACUUAGUUGGGUGCAUUUGAUGUCCGCAAGGGGUUGUAAGCCGAGUGUUGUAACGUUUAAUAUGGUGGUAAAUGCCUUGUGUAAGGAGGGAAAUGUGGUGCAAGCAAGGAAGCUCUUUGAUGGAAUUCAAGAUAUGGGUGUCUCUCUGACUACCACUAUAUAUAACACUAUGCUGGAUGGGUAUGUUAAGGCAAGGGACAUCGAUCAGGCAAACAUGCUUUAUGAAGAAAUGAGGAAGAGGUGCAUAUCUCCUAAUGUAACCUUUAAUAUUUUGGUUGCAGGGCAUUUCAAGUAUGGAAGACAAGAGGAUGGUGACAGGUUGUUAGGGGAUCUAUCUGUUCCAGGAUUGUUCCAGGACUGUUCACUCUAUGAUAUUUCAGUUGCGGGGCUGUGCUGGGCAGGUCGGUUGGACGAGGGCACAGAGUUCUUAGAGGAUAUGCUUGAGAAAGGAAUAACUCCAAGCGUGAUUGCUUUUAACUCAAUUAUAGCAGCUUAUAGCAGAGCUGGGUUAGGAGCAAAUGCCCACGAGACGUAUGAAACUAUGGUUAGAUACGAUUUAAGUCCUUCAUCUUCCACAUGCAGUUCUUUGCUACUGGGUUUGUCCCGGAACGGGAGCCUGCAAGAAGCCAGAGAGCUCUUGUGUAAGAUGAUAGAGAAGGGUUUUCCCAUCAAUAAAGUGGCCUACACAGUGCUUUUGGAUGCAUAUUGCAAGAUAGGAGAUCUGGAAGGGGCUCAGAGUUUGUGGAAUGAGAUGGCAGAAAGAGGGGUAUCUCCUGAUGCUGUUGCCUUUUCAGCCUUUAUAGAUGGACUUUCUAAAGCAGGUCUGGUGGAGAAGGCAUAUGAUAUGUUCUUAGAAAUGUCAAGGAAAGGAUUUGUGCCAAAUAAUUUUGCAUAUAAUUCUUUGAUUGGUGGGUUUGUGAACCAUGGGAACCUGAAUGAAGCAUUAAAAUUGGAGAGGGGGAUGAGGCAAAAGGGACUUCUUCCAGAUAUAUUUACCACCAAUAUGAUCAUUAAUGGGCUUUGUAAACAGGGUAGAAUGAAGUCAGCAAUCAAUGCCUUCAUGGACAUGCAGCGGACCGGGUUGUACCCGGAUAUUGUCACAUUCAACACUUUGAUUGGUGGUUUUUGUAAAGCAUUCGAUAUGGUUCGUGCAGAUGAGCUUGUGGAUAAAAUGUAUGCCAGUGGCUGGGACCCAGAUAUCACUACGUAUAAUAUUCGCAUUCAUGGUUUCUGCAGCAGUCGAAAAAUGAAUCGAGCGGUAAUGAUGUUGGAUGAGCUUGUUACAGCAGGUAUUGUUCCAGAUACAGUAACAUACAACACCAUCAUUAAUGGCAUUUGUAGUGAUAUACUGGAUCGCGCCCUGAUUUUAACUGCAAAACUGCUUAAGAUGGCUUUUGUUCCAAAUGUAGUUACAACCAAUGUGUUGUUGUCUCACUUUUGCAAGCAGGGGAUGCCUGAGAGGGCCUUAAUGUGGUGUCAGAAGUUGAGUGAGAUUUCAUUUGAUUUUGAUGAAAUUACCUUUAGGAUAAUGGACAGGGCCUACAGUAAUAUACAAGAAGAUGAAGAGCUUUUCAGAGAAAUAUCUGCAAAGAACCUCUUUCUGGAUUUCCUCAUGUACAUUACAUAUGAUUAUUUUUAUAGAAACAGACCUCACAGAGAUACAAAUCAGAAUUCUCUUAAACUAAUUGGAAAUGGUUUUGGUGGAGCAUGAAAGUUGACUUAGAUAGCAUUACCAUUGUCGUGACUGGAAUCUUCUGUAAUCAUGAGUGUGGUGCAAGCUAUUCUCAAGGUACGAGGGCAUUUUAUGAAUUGAAUGGUGGUGAUAAGUUGGAAGUAGCAUCAAUUAGGGGAAGUCAUUGGGUUGAGCUGGUUCCUAUCGAGACUAGGUUGGACUUGACUAAAAUUGAUUCCACUACGGCAGAAAGGAAAUGAAAAGAAUGAUUUAGUAAAGACAAUGAAAAGAGAUGGUUCGUGUCAAGUUGAAAUAAGGGCUACUUUUUUAUUGCCGCCAAGGCAAGAAUGCAAUGGUGGCCAUUGUAGUACCCCGGGGCAAAAUUUUUACAACCUCUAAACUUGUUUGUUCAGCUCAAUAUUUUAGCUCUGCAGAGCAUGUCCGUGAAAUGAAUUCAUCUGAUCAAAGAAAAUACAAGGAUGCCUCUUGUUCAGCUGAGUUGUGUUGGUGUGGAAGUUUUAGCCGGUGGCUUUUUCCAUUAUGCUUGUCUGUAUAUUUUUCCUGUUUGCAACGAGAAGCAGAAAUCUAUACACAUCUGAAUUUCUUAUGGCCAAAUGGAAAGCCGAGAUCAAUUCAGUCUAGUUUGAAUGAGAAGAAAGCUUAAUUGGCAUGGAUCCAGAAAUGAAUUACCGAGACUUGGCUAGGUCCUCAGAGCUGAUGACCAACAAUGGGCUUGAAUGUCUUCGGCAAGUAGCCAUUUGGUGAUGCCUUUCAUGCUGCCAAAAGAAGUUGACAUGUUGCCGACCUUAGGCUUGGCAGAGCUGAUGCACUAUAGUUUUGAGCCUCUUUUUUAUUUUAUUUUGAAUAUUUGGUUUCAUGGUUUAAAUUGCCUGUGAAAUAAGAAUCUUACAUCCUUCAUCUUUGAUUGA